Messenger RNA from Gossypium raimondii (Peruvian cotton), 1800 nucleotides. RefSeq lists its product as uncharacterized. The transcript has 6 exons. The record is from RefSeq and is a predicted model, not a curated record. The coding region runs from base 276 to 1238 and encodes 320 amino acids. Lineage: Eukaryota; Viridiplantae; Streptophyta; Magnoliopsida; Malvales; Malvaceae.
CCAUUGCCAUUCUUUGAUUACAACAGCUAUCAAAUGAUGCGACAGUGAAAUAGAGAUUAAAAUAGUAAGAAGCUUCCUUCCUUGGGUUUUCUUCAAUCAAUCUCCAGAAUCCAACCAACAGAAGUACCAACCUUGAUGAACCUUCUUACCUACAAAAAGAAACCCCAAGUCCUCCAUCCAAAGCCUCAACCUUUUUAAUUAAAAACAAACAAACAAAUAAAGCCUGAACCUUCAGCUCUUUUCAUCCGAAAUUGCAAUCAUCUAGGAAGGAGGAAAUGAGCGCUAAGAAAGUGUUAGUAGUCGGCGGCACCGGCUAUUUGGGGCAACAUCUCUUGCAAGGCUUUUCAGAGAUCCAAGCAACUACCCCGUUUGCGUUGGCAUUCACCUACAACUCCUUUCCUCCUCAGCCUCUGCUCCUUGCCUUUCCCACCUCUUUCGCUUUCCACGUUGAUUUGAAAACUGGACUGGGUUUCGAUUCCAUUUCUCAACAAUUUGGCCAGCCUGAUGUGGUUGUUAACUGCGCUGCCCUGUCGGUGCCUCGUGCUUGCGAGAAUGACCCUGAUGCCGCUAUAACUAUCAAUGUGCCUAGUUCUCUUGUAAAUUGGUUGUCAAGCUUUGCCCAAAGUGACAAUACUCUUGUUAUUCAUAUCUCGACAGAUCAAGUGUAUGAAGGAGUGAAAUCUUUUUACAAGGAGGAAGAUGAAGCUCUUCCCGUUAAUGUUUAUGGAAAAUCGAAAGUAGCAGCUGAGCAGUUCAUCUCUGAGAAAUGGUCAAAUUUUGCUAUUCUAAGAAGUAGUAUUAUAUUUGGGCCUCAAACUGUCUCACCUGUUCCUAAAUCUCUUCCUAUUCAGUGGAUUGAUGGUGUCCUUUCUAAAGGAGAUAAAGUGGAGUUCUUUUAUGAUGAGUACCGUUGUCCAGUAUAUGUCAAGGAUGUUGUGGCUAUCAUCCGGACUUUGAUUGACAAAUGGCUAUCAGAGGGUAAGAAAAUGCAGUUGCUACUGAAUGUUGGUGGACCAGACAGGGUUUCCCGUGUUCAAAUGGCUGAAGCUGUGGCACAAAUUAGAGGAUAUGACUCCUCAUUAAUUAAACCAGUGUCUGCAUCAUCUGUUGACCAUGGUGUUAAGUCCCCAGCUGAUAUAUCUAUGGAUAUCACCAAGCUGGUUCAGAAGCUAAAUAUUUGCCCUACUCCAUUUAAAGAUGGUGUUAAACUGACACUUGCAGCUGAAGCAAGUAUGUGAGUUUAGUAAGAUCGAUAGUUGCCCUUUUUCUUGAACUACUCGGCAUCUAAAAGUAGUAUAAAAUUGCGUCAUGCUGGUAUUUGUUGUUGAUAAUUAAAGAACACGAGUAUAGCUGUCUUGAGGAACGAGUUUAAGCAAAAAACUUGUACCCAGAAUGCCAUACCGGUGGUAAGAUAAGGUGGCUGUUGCACCUCAAUUCAUCCUCUCUCUAUUUCUCUCUGUUCUAAAGCCAAAGAGCUCUUCAUUUGUUCAGAUACCUUCAAAGCUGUAAUAAGAAUUGAGAAUGCUUACAGUGUUACAUUUCUAACUAUAGAUAUUUGUAUUUGGAAUUCAUAGUUUAGCCGGUUGGUUCAUUUGAGAGGUGGCAUCUAACAUGUUUAGCCAAUUGGUUCGUGCCACCAUUACCAAGCAAGAGGGACAUCUAGCAGAGAUCUAAAGUCGAAUAUACAAUCUUUCUUCUAUCUGUAGAUUACAACCUCCUUUGUACCCAAAAAUAGAUGUUUGUAUUCCUUGGUUAAUAGAUGUUUCAUUGGAAUAGAGAUAGAUACUCUUUCUUGUUUGA